GGUAAGUUGUAUCAUUCGCCUUUAAACAUUAGCUGUAGACGGAUUUACAACUGAUCAAGACACAAGUUUUUUUUAGGCAUGGCAACUGAAGAACGGACAAUUGUGGUGGAGCAAGGCUCUUCAUCGGACAAUACAGAAGAUGAAUCAUUGUCGUCUGACAGUGACGGGGACGAGGUAGAAGUGUAUACACCAUACUCAUAUCAGGCCACGGUACCGGCACAAUGGUCAUAUCCAGCCAUGGUACAACCAGGUCCCUACUACCAUGUCCACGCCACCAGAAAGGGGAGUCCAUCACAUGGCCACCAUCACGGGAGAAGACGUGACAAUGGAGACCAUGGUCACAGGAAGCACGGCAAGGAGCGUCGUCAUGGUAAGCAGGAUGGUCACGAUCAGGAGCACUCCGAUGACCAAGAUGAACAGGAUACUGAAGGUCAUCACCAUGGCACUAGAGGUCACCACCAUGGUUCCAAAGGUCACCACCGUCGUGGAGGACAUAAACACCAUGGAGACGGCCACAGAUCCAGGCGGGGAGCACAUGGAGGAAGACAUGGACAUCGCCGCCAUGGGAACCGUUCAAGUGAAGAUGGGUGCGACCUCGUCCUCAGAUGUGUCGAUGUCCAUGACUUCAAACAAGAGGAGGUCAAGGUCACAGUAUCAGGUGACAAGGUGAAGGUCAAGGCUGUAAAUGAUAAAGGGGAAAUAUCGCGAGUGUUCAAAGUCACCAAAGAUUACGACAUGAGCAAGGUGCGCGUUUCCAGAUCAUAUUCCGGUGUUCUUAGAGUGGUUGUUCCGGCCAAAGAUUCGAGUGAAAAAGUGGAGGAAGAUACUACCACACAGGAGCCGUGAUAUGCCUAACUACCGACUACAGCUUAGGUAGUCUGACAGGCACUUGGCCAGCGAAUUAUUAAGUGAGAAAUUUAAAAUUAAUAUCUGUUCACAAUUCCGUUUUUUAUUAUUCCUAUGUGUGUAUUGUGUACUACGAAAGUUUGGUUUAUAGUAAUCUGGAAGGUAUUAAAGACAUGUAUUCCUUAUAGUCUAAAUCUUACUAAAUAUAAAAAUUUACAAAUGGCAGAUUAUUUACACAUAUGAAAUAUAUCUUAUUUACUUGAUUGGAUAUGAAUAUGAAAUGUUGAAUAUGAAUAUUAAAUAUUAAAUAUCAUAGAAAAUGUUAAAAGAUUAGAACACAAGAUGAGUUGUGAAACAUUAGCGCUUUUAUUUCUUCUUCAUAUGUUUUACAAAAUGUUGUUUUACAAAAAGUUUUGUAAAACAUCUGAAGAAGAAAUGAAAGCGCUAAUGAUUUAGCUAUAACUUAUCGUGUUUCCACUAUAUUCACGCUGGGCACGGAUAUACAAGUUUUAUCGAAUUCAUAUUUACAAAUUAUGCAAGUUCAUACAGUAUAUAGAUUAUUCACAACAAUGUUGUAUCUCAAUAUUGAAGUUAAUAUUGCAUAAGAUUCGUGUAUAAAAUAUUGAAUAUAAAUAAAGUUAUACUAUAAAAUGCACAUUUAACCAUCCACUGUAUUGUGGCGGUACUAUUUUCGGACAUUAAAUAUUUGUGUUAAGGUGUAUUAAAGUAGACUUCCGAUUAUAAACUCAUUAUGUUCAUUUUUAUAUUUAGUUUUAGUCGUAAUACAAACUUUU
Molecule: messenger RNA, 1640 nt
Organism: Pecten maximus
Lineage: Eukaryota; Metazoa; Mollusca; Bivalvia; Pectinida; Pectinidae
Product: filaggrin-2-like
Exons: 2
Coding region: 79-846 (255 amino acids)
Source: RefSeq, a predicted model, not a curated record